AUGCCUCUCAAGUCGGAUCUGAGUGUCGCUGGGGAGAAGCUCGACCCCAAAAACAUAUCACAAGCAACACACGAAUUCAAUGACAACCUCAUCAAGAUCAUGGAAGGAGGACCGAAGUGGUACGACGUAGGAGCAGAAAAGUACCGCCGGAUGCGAGAAGCGGGCGAGACUCCCUUGCCAGCCCCUGUCCUCCUCGAAGGCGGCAAGAACAUUACCCUCCCUUCACGCGAUCAAGGCCGCAAGAUCCCUUGCCGUGUCUUCGAGCCCUCAGACGGCAAAGCUAAAGGUGUUUUCCUCCACAUCCACGGCGGCGGCUGGGUUCUCCAAUCCGAGAGAGCGCAAGACCCAUACCUCAAAUUCCUGGCCGAUACCUGCCGCAUGGUCGUCGUCAGCGUGGGAUACCGCCUAGCCCCGGAACACCCCUAUCCAGCGCCGAAUGAAGAUUGCUACGACAUUGGCGAGUACCUCAUCGACAACGCGGAGAAAGACUAUGGUGUCCCGCUCCUAUUCCUUGGUGGCGAGAGCGCAGGUGGCCAUCUCAGCGCUGUGACGUGCCUGCACUUGUUCAAGUCUCGACCAAAGUUCGCUUUCAAGGGAUUGGUGCUCAACUACGGCGUCUACGACUUAAGCGGCCUGCUUCCACAAGCAUACAACUUCAAGCUCCCGCUCGUGCUCGACUUCGAGAUCAUGAGCAAGUUCAUCGAAGCGUAUGCGGCGGGUAAGUCGAUAGAAGAGAGGCGGGACCCGGAUAUCAGUCCUUUCUUCGCGGAUCUUGCGAGUUUGAGGGGCAAGCUGCCACCGGCGCUGUUUACUGUUGGUGGACAGGAUUUGCUUCUAGACGACACGGUCAUGAUGGCGACCAAGUGGAUGAUGAGUGGGAACGAGGGCAUCAUGAAGAUCUAUCCUGGCGCUCCGCAUGGAUUUACGCUGUUCCUACCGAGUGUGAAGACGGAGACAGUCAAGGAGGCUAUGGAUGAUAUUGAGACUUUUGUCGGUGAGCGCUGUUAA
Messenger RNA from Saxophila tyrrhenica, 1008 nucleotides. RefSeq lists its product as uncharacterized. The coding region runs from base 1 to 1008 and encodes 335 amino acids. The transcript is spliced from 2 exons. NCBI's taxonomy places the organism in Eukaryota, Fungi, Ascomycota, Dothideomycetes, Mycosphaerellales, Extremaceae. Gene Ontology annotation, molecular function: hydrolase activity. The record is from RefSeq and is a predicted model, not a curated record.